This is a messenger RNA of Notolabrus celidotus (New Zealand spotty), 2230 nucleotides long. Its product is annotated as putative tripartite motif-containing protein 75. Lineage: Eukaryota; Metazoa; Chordata; Actinopteri; Labriformes; Labridae. The transcript is spliced from 6 exons. Bases 178 to 1755 code for a protein of 525 amino acids. Gene Ontology annotation, molecular function: protein binding; zinc ion binding. The record is from RefSeq and is a predicted model, not a curated record.
UUGGAGCAGCUGAGUGGGAGGAGCUUGUCGUUGCAGAGUGCAGAAGUGAUUUUGCAACCUGUUGCAAAGCUCAGAUUGCAUGUGGACUAAAGAACAACCUGACCUGAUUCUUCUGUGGGCCUGCAGCACACAGACAGAGACAGAGACCAGUUUACUCUGUGCUAAAAUCAACCGGUCAUGGCUGAGAGAGACGCUCAGACUGAUCAUGAGGAAGAGGAAGAGGAGCUGACAGAGGACAAAGAUGAAGUCCCUGUGCAGGAUCACCUGGAGGAGGAACAGCAGCAUCCAACCCAGCCUGAAGAGGAGUCCGAGUGUCCAGGCUGCCAGUCCAUGGGCGUACUGACGCUGCCCUGUGGCCACAAACUGUGCCACUCAUGUAUCCAAGUGAGUCAGGAGGCGCUUGAUCAGUCUGGCUGCACUAUCUGCUAUGGAUCCCAGCUGAUGGACUCAGUGCUCCGCUCCCUCCUGGAGACCCUGUUCCAUGGGCAGCCCAGGAGACGUGGGGUCCCACCUGGGGCCGGAGAGGAGGGCGUCCCGGGAGGAGAAUACGGCAGGAUAGCUGCGGCUGAGGAGGGGGAAGAGAUGUGUGUGCAACACGGAGAACUGCUGAGCAUGUUCUGUCUGGAGGAAGAGCAGCCGAUCUGCCCGCAGUGUGAGACGGACGAGCAUGAAGAGCACCAGAGCUGCUCCGUGCAGGAGGCCGUCCUCGACUGUAAGAGAGAGCUGCGAUCUGCAACCAGAAACCUCCAGGAGCAGUUGGAGAAUUUAACCUCCAUCCGAAAAACCUGGGAUGAAACUUCAGUUCACAUCAAGAGCCAGUCGGUCCAAACAGCUCAGUUCUUGAGGGAGGAGUUCGAGAAGAUGCAUCAGUUCCUCAGCGAAGAGGAGGCCGCUCUGAUGACGCAGCUCAAACAGGAAGAGGAGGAGAAGAGUCAGAGGAUGAGCGAAAAGAUCGACAGGAUCAGCGACGACAUACGAGUGCUAAGGAACAGCAUCAGUGAGACCGAAGAGGUCAUGGGCUUAGACGACCUCCGGCUUCUGAAGAACUACAAGAAGACAUAUGAAAGGGCUCAGCAUCGGGCGGAGGAGCCCGAAGAAGAGUCUGAAGCUCUGCUGGAUGUGGCCAAACACCAGAGCUGUGUGCAACACCAAGUCUGGGACAAGAUGCAGAAGAUCAUCCAGUACUUUCCGGUGACCAUGGACCCAAACACAGGCUCGGUGUGUCUCGGUGUGUCUCCGGACCUCUCCAGUGUGUUCGUGUGUGAGAAGCAGCCUCUUCCAGAGAACCCAGAGCGGUUCGUGAGCCCGCAGAGCAUCCUGGGCUCAGAUGAGUUCAGCUCGGGGAGGUACAGCUGGGAGGUGGAGGUGGGAGACAACACUCACUGGUCUCUGGGUGUAGCGAGUGAGACGAUCCGCAGAAAGGACUUGGCCGACUCGGAUCGAAAUCCCAGCCCUGCCUUAGACUCUGACACAGAUCCUGGUGGUGGUCUGUGGACUGUUUCCCUCUCCUCUGGGGAGUACCAGGCCUCUUCUGGACCCAGCGCCCCCCUCAAACUGAGACGAAAACCACGCAGGGUCAGGAUUCAGCUGGACUGGGAGAGAGGGUGUCUGACUUUCUCUGAUGCCAGCGACAACACUCUGAUCCAUCGUUUUAAGCAGCAGUGGAGCGGCACGCUGAGACCGUACUUCUCCACGACCUGCUCCAAAAACCCUCUGAAGGUCACAGCAGGGAAGGUGACUGUUACCGUGGAGUAGCUCCACACUGACAUACAGAAACAGCAUUUCUGCAGUAGACAGUGUGCAUGAUGAAGAAGACAGUGUGCAUGAUGAAGACGGCGUGCACGAUGAAGAAGACGGUGUGCACAAUGAAGAAGACGGUGUGCACAAUGAAGAAGACGGCGUGCAAGAUGAAGAAGACGGUGUGCACAAAGAAGAAGACGGCGUGCACGAUGAAGAAGACGGUGUGCACAAUGAAGAAGACGGCGUGCACGAUGAAGAAGACGGUGUGCACGAUGAAGAAGAUGGUUUGCACGAUGAAGAAGAUGGUGUGCACGAUGCUUGCUGCUAAGGGCUUGGACUUUUCAAAAGGGUAAAUCAAACAAGGCCUUGGUGCACUGUCCUGAUGUCACAGUUACAUUUAAAUGGUGAAGUACUGAGCAGAUUACUAUCGCUGACGUCAUGCUGCUGAAACUUUUGACUUGUUUGUUUAAUAAAGAUUAUUUUGUGCUUA